Molecule: messenger RNA, 773 nt
Organism: Physella acuta
Lineage: Eukaryota; Metazoa; Mollusca; Gastropoda; Physidae
Product: LDLR chaperone boca-like
Biological process (GO): protein folding
Source: RefSeq, a predicted model, not a curated record
CCACUCUCACACGUAUAAUUUUAAAAAGUAUCACUUGUUUUGAACUGCUGGAUCUGCUACGGUAGAAAAAUAGACUAUGGGGAAAAUAAUUAUUCUCAUCUUUUUGAUAAUUUUAAUAAAUGUAUGCUGUGCAAAGAAAUCUAAAGAAUCUAAGAAAGCAAGUGACGGUGGAUCUGAAAAGUGGAAGAAGAAAGACGUGAGAGAUUAUAACGAUGCUGAUAUUGAGCGGCUUUUUGAACAGUGGGAGGAUGCAGAUGAGGAUGAACUAGAAGAAGAUGAACUGCCAGAGUGGAAGAAGGAGCCACCAAAGAUUGAUCUGGCCAGCAUAGAUCCAAAUGAUCCCGAGGGACUGCUCAAAAUGUCCAAGAAAGGGCGCACAUUGAUGAUGUUUGCUACUGUCUCAGGUAAUCCAACCAAUGAAGAAACUGAGAAGAUAACUCAGCUCUGGCACUCCAGUUUGUUUAAUGCCCACAUAGAAACACAGAGGUAUGUGGUAGGUGACAACAGAGUUUUGUUCAUGCUCAAAGAUGGGGCCAAGGCCUGGGAUGUCCGGAACUUUCUGGUCAAGCAAGAGAGGUGUGAGGAGGUCUCCAUAGAAGGACAGUCCUACCCUGGUGCGGGGGCAAAGAAAGACACGACAGAUAAAAAGACAAAGAAAGGAAAGAAAACAGAAUUAUAAUGCUGGAUAGGUGCAUAAGCGUACCCAGUUUUGUGUGGAGUAUGAGUCCUAAUAGACUCAUGAUGGUGGAAUGUAGUUUUGAGCAUUUAGGCCC